UUUUAUCCAUUAACCAACUUGAGCGUUUCCCAUUACUUGUUUCUCUUCCCGGGUUCAGUCGUCCCCUAGGGUUUUAGUUUUUUACCAUCUUUCAGCUUCCAAUUCCGCAGAACAAUCGAAUUCCUUCGUCUCUAAGUUAUCAUCAUCACCAUGAAAACUCGUACAGCGGACACGCCCAUAUCGGCGGCGACGCCAAAGAAGACGCCGCCGGCGAGGAAACCGUCCGCCAGAGCCAAGCAGCUGAAGAAGAACCAAAAUACUCCGCCGAUGACGGAAAAACCAGAACAAAGAUCCGGUGAAGAAGGUGAAGCAACGCCUGGUUCUGUUGAGGUGACACCGACGACGGCGAGAGCCGGUAGAGUCACGAAGUCAUUUGCGAGAAGAACGCCAGCGAAGAUGAGGACGCGUAGCUCAGAAAAAGGCGGUGUCUCGCGGAUGCCUGAACCGGAGGAGUCUUUAGUUCUGGGGAAAACUGAAGAAUCAAAGGAGGAAGUGGGGGUGUCAGAGGUUGUGGAAGGAGUUGAAGAACACUGUCAACAUAGUGACGAAAAUACCCGAGAAUCUGCAGUGGAGGAAGGUCAGGAUGUAGAGGUUGAAGAACCCAUUGUUGAAAAUGUUGGAGAAUCUUCUAUGAAGGAACCGGAAAUUAGUUCUCGUGGACAUGUUGGAGAUACUGCAGAACAAGGAAAACCUUGCGUUGUGGAGUCUAGUGUGAUAUUGAAAAAUGAAGCGUCUGAUGGUGGAACUGGAAAGGAUGAACAGAAAGCGGAGAAAGUAGAAGAGGAGUUGACGGAUGGUGGAGAUAAGGAGCAGCUCGAUGUUGGGUCUUCAAAAAUGGAAGAAGACGUGAAAGAGGGAUUGCAAGGAGAAGUUUCUGAGUCUGUAAAGGAGUUUGAUGGUGAUGAGGGAGUGGAAUACGGGGAAAAGUUGGAUCUUGGAGAAAAUGAAGAUGAAGAGCUUCGAGAGAAUGAUACAGAUGAGCCUGCUGAGGAAACUAAGGCACUGGAAGAGGAACAGAGGGAAUUGACGGCAAUCGUGAAGGAGCGGAAGAACAGGAAAGAGAGGGAGGUGUUUGUUGGUGGGUUGGAUCGAGAUGCUGUGGAGGAGGAUGUGAGAAAGGUCUUUGAGAAGAUGGGAGAAAUAGUUGAAAUUAGGUUGCACAAAAGUCCUUUGACGAAUAAGAAUAAGGGAUAUGCUUUUGUGGAAUAUGCAAAGAAGGAGCACGCAAAGCGAGCAUUGUCAGAAAUGAAAAACCCAGUUAUUCAUGGAAAGAGAUGUGGGACCGCACCAAGUGAGGACAAUGACACGUUGUUCUUGGGCAAUAUCUGCAAUACAUGGACCAAGGAAGCUAUUAACCAAAAGCUGAAGGAAUAUGGCGUUGAGGGUGUUGAGAACAUUACUCUCGUUCCUGACCUUCAACGUGAAGGGUUGAGCCGGGGUUUUGCAUUCAUUGAGUUCUCAUGUCAUGCUGAUGCCAUGUUUGCUUACAAGAGACUUCAAAAACCUGACGUUAUUUUUGGCCACCUUGAGAGAACUGCCAAAGUUGCUUUUGCUGAACCUUUACGCGAGCCUGAUCCAAACAUCAUGGCCCAAGUUAAGUCAGUAUUUGUUGACGGGCUUCCACCUCAUUGGGACGAAGACUGGGUAAGAGAGCAAUUUAAAGGUUAUGGAGAAAUUAUACGUAUUUGCCUGGCACGGAAUAUGUCAACAGCAAAGAGAGAGGAUUUUGGUUUUGUUGAUUUCUCUACCCAUGAAGCAGCCGUUGCUUGUAUUGAUGGUAUAAACAAUUCGGAGUUUGCUGAUGGGAACUCAAAGAUAAAAGUGAAAGCAAGACUGUCAAAUCCUUUGCCCAAAACUCAGGCUGUAAAGGGUGGAAUGUCUGGUGGAUUUCGAAUAGGUCGUGGUGAUGGCGGUUUUCCUAAAUUUGGGAGGGGUUUUGGCCGAGCUAGAAAUCCAUUCAACAAUGCAAGAUUCCCCCGUGACAUCCCACGCAACAGGGGUUUUUAUCAUGGUGGACGUGGUCAAAUGGGUAGAAGCGGUUUUCUUAAUGAGCAUGGCUUCGAUAAUCAAUAUCCCGACUUUCAUGGGAGACAGUUUGUUGGAAGAGGUGGAAGAAGAGGCGCUUUUAGAGGUGGUCAUUACCCAGGUAGUGGGGUUUCUGGACCAAAUGUUGAUAGACCUUGGCAUGGUCCGCCAGAUAGAGAACGUGGAAUGCACUAUCCUGCAAGGAGGCAACCAUAUUCUCCAGAAAGGUUUGAAAGACCUUUUCCAGGAAGUCAUUUUGACGACUCAUAUCUUUAUGGUGACAAUAUGCAUGGAAUGAAGCGUCCAUUAUACAUGAGAGACCCUGACCCUGAUUAUGUGGAGCCGAGUAGAAUUCGCCCAAGAUUAGAUUAUCCUGAUCCUGCGUCUUCCUUUCAGGGAAAUCGAUAUCAUGAUAAUUACGGAAGCGGCAACAAUCUCUACUCUUCUGAUUUCUAUGGCCCUGAUUAUGCUGGAGGUCCAUAUUCAUCUUUUUAUGGGGGUGAUCAGCCCCCCUUUCGAUGUGGCUACUACUUCUAGACUCAAGAAACUCCGGAUGCACUUCAUUACUGAUGUCUUGCUGUUUGAAAGGCAGUUGAAGUUCCAUAUCAUUUCUCUUCUUGGUCUUUAUUCUGCUUUUGCUCCUUAUCUUUCUCAUCUGUUUUUUGUUUGCUUUUCUACAAAUUUUUGGUAGAGUAUCCAGAGUUUAGACGUAUCUCUCUAGUUUAGGUUGGCCUCCAAGAGUCUUGAUUAAGAAACUAAUUUACUUAUAUAUAAUGGAGAUGGUACAAGACAUGCCUUGUUUGCCCUAGGUAUGAACAGCUUGAUGAGGUCAGUAAUGAGCUGUUGUGCACGAGUGCAGAUUUCAUUUCCUGCUAUGUUUAUAAUUGUGAAUGGGUUGAUUAUAUUUCUUGAUGACAUACAAUCUUGGUGGUUUAAAGGAGAUAAAGUGGGUGACUUACUGGAGAGGCAAAAGAUUUCAGGUUAUGAUUUUUUGAAUCUUCCAUGGAGAUAGGAUACUAAUUUGAAAUAUUCAGAUGGGGGCUUUUGUGGAAGAUGACCUCGAUGGUUGCCUAGUGAGACAGAGGUGGCAGAUUCGCAACCACUGGUGGAAUUAUGGUGCUUUUAGAUAUUGUCAGGAACUUUCAUAAUCUAUUAUCAGUGGUUUCUUUUGAUUAGGGUAGAGGAUCUUAUGUGUUUCUGCCUGCCUGACAUGGAGUGAGGAAUGCGAUAUUUCUUUUGUGUUGUUCAAGGAACUUAUUUGCUAAAGUAUAUCAGAAUUUCGUUUAUAUUUAUUAUUUUUUUAUGAGGAAAAAGUGCUGCUGCUAGUAGGAACGAGAAUUGCAUUUUGUUUUUGGUGCCCGUCUUUUAGGAGUAGAAGUGAUAGAUUUUGUCAAAUAUUGAAAAUUCAGGUAUGGGAAUAAACAUUUGAGGGUCAUGUGCUACUUUUGUUUCUGAAACAAGUGUUUUAUGAAAUGCGACUUGAGAUUGCAGUUGAAACAUUCUUGGUGGGAUUUCUUUCUGGGUGAAAUUGAAUGGCUUAUAAGGUUUGAUUGCGUGACAAUUGUUUGAACUUCUAAUUCCCAUAAGAAGAGGAUUUCGAUCUUUCUCAUUAAAAAUUUUGUUCAACUCAAGGUUGAGGAAAUUAGGAGUGCAUCUUAGUGCAAGCUCAGUCUUCUAGAUAUUAUCUUUUAUGGUUACAAUAGUGAUUGGGACUUGAGAUAGCACUUAGCGUAUAGAUUCAUACUCAUGUUUGAUGGGCAAAAUUUCCUGUGCUAAGGUUUAGUAUUCAGUUUUCAGGUGUAGAUCCUAUGCCAUUUAAGCUUUGGGGGAAAGUUUGUUAACGCCGUUUCCGGGGAAAAAGUAGAAUAGUUAGUUGUCACGUCUUGGUGAAACUGUAUGGUUAUUUUCGCACAAGCGCAUAAUCAAUGAUCUUGGAGAAUUGGUUUUCUUUUUUUCCUGUGAUCGAACACCCUGACUUGCAUAAUGUAUAUUUCAUGUUCAACCAGACAACCUUCUGUGGCUUUAGUCUUUACACAGGAGACAGAUCUUCCCUUUGAUUGUUGUGCUGGAAUUGGGACAUAACAACGUGGAAUUUAUUCCCUAGUAAUUCAAACCGGGCCGUCUACGUUGUUAAUCACCACCAUCAUCAUCAUAACUUUUUUACAGGUUUCUCUGUCGGCAUUUAUAUUCUAUUCGUUGGUUCAUAAUUUUGGCUGCUAUGAUGUGGGGCGUAAUCCUUUUCCGGUGCCUAUGGAGACUUGUGUUUUCUUGAUUGUAGCUUUUUUGUAAUUUUUAUAGUUUUUACUAUUACCUUUACUAUUCUAUAAGAAGUAUAAUUGU
Messenger RNA from Morus notabilis, 4365 nucleotides. RefSeq names its product heterogeneous nuclear ribonucleoprotein R. NCBI's taxonomy places the organism in Eukaryota, Viridiplantae, Streptophyta, Magnoliopsida, Rosales, Moraceae. The coding region runs from base 151 to 2562 and encodes 803 amino acids. Gene Ontology annotation, molecular function: mRNA binding. The transcript is spliced from 11 exons. The record is from RefSeq and is a predicted model, not a curated record. Gene Ontology annotation, cellular component: nucleus.